GUCAAACUUGCCCACUUGGUCCUCGUAGACGGCGUCGGCCGGGAGGAGCAGCAGCUGCAGCAGCAGCAAGGCCGAGAUCCCCCACCGCCGGGACGCCGAGGCCGCCAUGACAGCCGCGGCAGCGAGAAGAGGCAGAGCCGCCGGAGGCCUCCCGUAUCCCAUCAGGCACCGCGGGACCAUAGAGACGGCCGAUUACUCCCCCCUGGGCUUUUCUUUCAGAGGUGUCUAACUAGACGCCUGACUGUUCUCCAACUGUGGGGCAGAAAAACGACGGGCGAGAGCGUGAGGGCUCCAAGGCCAUGCCCUCAGGGAUCGUGGGAUCUCUCCGUCCCCGAGGAAGCAAGGUUUGGCUCUCGUGGGGUCAGGCAUCUCUGCGGCCGCCUCUCCCCGUCCCGUCAGCCCCCGCGGCCGCAGCUGCAGCAGGGAAGGCGGCGGCGCACGUGGGGGAGCGACAUGCCCAAGUCCAAGCGGGACAAGAAAGUUUCUCUGACAAAGACCACCAAGAAAGGUUUAGAAUUUAAACAGAACUUGAUAGAAGAGCUCCGGAAAUGUGUGGACACCUACAAAUAUAUCUAUAUUUUCUCCAUUGCCAAUGUCAGAAACAACAAACUUAAAGAUAUCCGCAAUGCCUGGAAGCACAGCAGAAUCUUCUUUGGAAAGAACAAAGUGAUGAUGGUAGCCCUGGGGCGGAGCCCGGCUGACGAGUACAAAGAGAAUUUGCACCAGGUCAGCAAACAUCUGCGGGGAGAGGUUGGCCUCCUCUUUUCCAAUCGCACCAAAGCGGAAGUCCUUGCCUGGUUUGCAGAGUUUAAAGAGAAGGACUUUGCACGGGCAGGGAACAAGGCAACUUUCACCUUUGGCCUGGAUACGGGACCUCUGGAGCAGUUUCCUCACUCCAUGGAGCCUCAGUUGCGGCAACUUGGGUUGCCCACAGCCCUGAAAAAAGGAGUGGUAACGUUGAUUUCAGACUACGAGGUCUGCAGAGAGGGAGAUGUUCUGACCCCUGAACAGGCACGCAUCCUGAAACUCUUUGACUACAAGAUGGCCGAGUUCGAGGUGACAAUCAGGAGCGUGUGGCAUGCUGAGACAGGAGAGUUCGAACAGCUCACAGGACACACUGCAGAGCAGUUGGAAGACGGGGAUGAAGGCGAUGCUGACUUGGCCGAAGAGAGCGAUGAGGAGGCAGGAGACUGAGCGGCCUCUGCAAAAGGGACCGUUGGGAGUUCUUUUGCCACUGGGGUGCAGGACUGAGUUGUCAGCUAAAGACUUUAUUUAUCUUAAGACAGAAGCUUUUUAUAAAAGUGUAAAACCAGUU
Messenger RNA from Heteronotia binoei (common prickly gecko), 1315 nucleotides. RefSeq names its product MRT4 homolog, ribosome maturation factor (gene MRTO4). Gene Ontology annotation, biological process: ribosomal large subunit biogenesis; ribosomal large subunit assembly; rRNA processing. The record is from RefSeq and is a predicted model, not a curated record. The coding region runs from base 454 to 1194 and encodes 246 amino acids. Gene Ontology annotation, molecular function: RNA binding. Gene Ontology annotation, cellular component: nucleolus; preribosome, large subunit precursor. The transcript has 8 exons. NCBI's taxonomy places the organism in Eukaryota, Metazoa, Chordata, Lepidosauria, Squamata, Gekkonidae.